Molecule: messenger RNA, 1104 nt
Organism: Xylona heveae TC161
Lineage: Eukaryota; Fungi; Ascomycota; Xylonomycetes; Xylonales; Xylonaceae
Exons: 3
Coding region: 1-1104 (367 amino acids)
Molecular function (GO): NAD binding
Source: RefSeq, a predicted model, not a curated record
AUGGCACCUCUAGAAAAUCUAACGCAUUUGCUCGCAAUUGUCCCAUUCGCGGAACCCAAAGGCUCCCUUGACCAAAUCCGUGAAAAGAAUCCUGGGGUAAAAAUAACUUGGAUUGAAGUGAAAUUGCAUCCUCUUGAAGCAUGGCAAAAUGACGUGCACAUUGAUCCAGAAGUGUAUAGAGAUGUUGAUGUUCUCAUGACCCUCCGUGCUCUGCCCGAGCCUGGCCAAGCUCCAAGGCUCCGUUACGUGCAUGUGUUCGCUGCAGGUACAAAUCACAUAACCAGCUCGCCUUUGUAUCAAAAGUCUGAUAUUUUUAUCACCUCGAGCUCCGGCUGCCAUGGACCGCAGAUUGCAGAGUGGGUUAUGAUGACAGCGCUGGCGCAGACACACAGAUUGAGAACUCUAUACCAAUGGCAAGACCAGUGCAAAUGGGGCCGCUUCGAUGAUCACUUCUGGCGAGUCCGAGACCUUGUUGGCCAAAGACUUGGCGUUCUGGGGUAUGGCUCGAUCGGUCGGCAAGCGGCACGCGUAGCCAAGGCCUUUGGAAUGGAUGUCAUUGCCUACACUGCAUCGCCAAAAACAACACCCGAAAGCAAGAAGGAUCAGGCUUAUACGGUGCCGGGCACCGGUGAUCCGAAUGGUGAAUUACCAUCAGCGUGGUAUAGCGGCUUGGACAAAGCCAGCCUCCACAACUUUCUGGCCCAAGGAAUCGAUAUUCUCCUUCUGAGUCUACCGGCCACGCCGCAAACCUAUCACAUGAUAGGAGAGGAAGAGCUGGACAUUCUCGGAAGAACAAAUCACACCUUCAUAUCCAACGUCGGCCGAGGUGAGUUGAUAGACCAUGAGGCUUUGGCUAGGGUUAUGAAAAAACGCCCUGGUGAUGAAGUCUGGCUGCGCGGCGCUGCACUCGAUGUAGCCGAACCAGAGCCACUACCUAAGGACAGUGAGCUGUGGCACAUGCCCAAUGUGACGAUAACACCGCAUAUUAGCGGCGCUGCAAUAGGGUAUCUAGAGCGAGGAGUUGAUAUUCUCGCUCUCAAUAUCGAGAGGCUUAAGCGUGGCGAACGGCUCAUCAACCAGGUCGAUCGCCAAAGGGGUUAUUGA